Messenger RNA from Dufourea novaeangliae, 1571 nucleotides. It is a transcript of the gene PhKgamma, whose product is annotated as phosphorylase b kinase gamma catalytic chain, skeletal muscle/heart isoform. Gene Ontology annotation, molecular function: calmodulin binding; ATP binding; phosphorylase kinase activity. The record is from RefSeq and is a predicted model, not a curated record. Gene Ontology annotation, cellular component: phosphorylase kinase complex. The coding region runs from base 303 to 1553 and encodes 416 amino acids. The transcript is spliced from 9 exons. Gene Ontology annotation, biological process: protein phosphorylation; glycogen biosynthetic process. NCBI's taxonomy places the organism in Eukaryota, Metazoa, Arthropoda, Insecta, Hymenoptera, Halictidae.
UAUAUGAGCUAUCGCCAUUGUUCUUUUCGCAGUGUUUAAUGUGUUCAUGUGUUUUAUCCGUCUUCCCGAGGAUCUAUCGUAGCCAUUAUCGGUGGUACGAUGAUCAGUGAUCUGUUUUGCUAACGUUCUUUAGAAUGUAGCGGGCAUCCAACGUUACGUUCUCUAAAGAUACGUAAUAUGACAAUCGCAUCGAGUGGAAGAACCAUCCAAUCGAGCUUGUUCCUUUCAAACUAGGGGAACAUGUGCUAUCUAUACAGUGGAUUUUAAUGUGAUAUUCAUAUGAGAGAAAUAUUGAGUGUAAGAUGGCAAAAGACGAAGGAGACGACCUCUUGCCGGACAAGGACGCGGCGAAAGGAUUUUACGCGAAAUACGAACCCAAAGAAAUCCUUGGAAGAGGAAUAUCUUCCACUGUUAGAAGAUGUAUAGAAAAAGAAACAGGUGUAGAAUAUGCAGCUAAAAUAAUAGAUAUUAGUAUUGAAAGUAAUGAGGAUGGAAAUACAAUGAAAGAUGCUACAUUACAGGAAGUGCAUAUUCUUCGUAGAGUAGCUGGUCAUCCUUAUAUAAUUGAAUUGCAUGAUGUGUUUGAAUCAAACACAUUCAUUUUUUUAAUUUUUGAAAUUUGUAAAAAUGGGGAAUUGUUUGACUACCUCACCUCUGUUGUUACACUCUCUGAAAAAAAGACACGUUAUAUUAUGAGACAAGUGUUUGAAGGAGUGCAACAUAUACAUAAUCAAGGAAUAGUACACAGAGAUUUGAAGCCAGAGAAUAUAUUACUAGAUGAUAAUCUAAAUGUAAAAAUAACUGACUUUGGGUUUGCUAGAUUAUUGACAGGAGGAGAUAAAUUAUACGAUCUUUGUGGUACUCCUGGAUAUUUGGCACCAGAGGUAUUAAAAUGCAAUAUGUUUGAAAAUGCAGAUGGCUAUGGAUAUGAAGUAGAUGUAUGGGCUUGUGGAGUAAUUAUGUUUACUUUGUUAGUUGGUUGCCCACCUUUCUGGCAUAGAAAACAAAUGGUUAUGCUUAGAAAUAUUAUGGAAGGGAAAUACUCAUUUACAUCCCCAGAAUGGGCAGAUAUAACAGAAGCUCCUAAAGAUCUGAUAAGAAAGUUACUAGUGGUUGAUCCUAAAAAGAGGUUUUCUAUCAAGGACGCAUUGGAACAUUCUUUCUUUCAUACAGUACUAUGGGAUCAAGACAUCGCACCUCUAAAACGUUCACUAUCAUCUAAUUCUCGACGUCUGAGUAGGAUAUCUCAGUUAGCGUUGGAAUUAAAGGCAAAGUCAUUUAACGCAAGGAAAAGAUUCCAAUUGGCUAUUAUUUGUGUUCGUGCAGUUGUUCGUAUCAAGCGACUUCACACAACACCCGAACCUCUUUCAACACAAGUGGCAUGCACUGAUCCUUACAGAAUCAAAAUUUUACGAAAGGUCAUUGAUGGUUGUGCAUUCAGAGUUUAUGGUCAUUGGGUGAAGAAAGGUGAAGGACAAAAUCGAGCUGCAUUAUUUGAAAACACACCAAAGACGGAAUUGAAACAUCUUUAUGUUACUAAUUUGAGCAGAUAACCAAUGCUCUAAUGCAUG